UAUCAAAAUACAAAGACGAAUUGAAAUAAAACGGAGAAAUUGAACAAAAACACACAUUUUGAAAAUAGUUUACACUGUAAUUGUCUGAUCAUGUGAUUGUCGCUAUUAACAGGAACAAAAUAAAUGAAGAUGACUUUAAAUCAAGAGAGCUGUGAUAACUUGUCUUCGGACGGGGAGCCAAAGCUAAAAUAUGAUAGAAUGGGUAAUGACGUUCAAAAUAUCUUAAUGACUGAUGCUGUGAGUUGUAUUUGUGUUCAUACUAAGUUUAUAUGCCUCGGCACCCAAUGGGGAGUCAUACACUUACUUGAUCAUGAAGGGAACACCGUGCCAUUUUCGCAAGACAACAACCAGAAGGACUUACAAGCGCACGCUAUUGCUGUUAACAAGAUAUCUGUAGAUGAGAAUGGGGACUACAUAGCGAGUUGUUCAGAUGAUGGCAAAGUGUUGGUUUACGGCUUAUAUUCUAAAGACAAUACACACAGUCUUACUUUGAGCAGAGUUGUGAAGUCGGUAGCUUUGGAUCCAUUCUACUACAAAUCUGGAACGGGAAGAAGAUUUCUUACAGGUGAUAACAAAUUAACUCUAUAUGAGAAGACAUUUUUGAAUCGUCUUCGCAGCACAGUUCUCUGCGAGUGUGAGAGCUAUGUGCAAGCGAUAGCCUGGCACGAUCGGUUUGUAGCAUGGGCGAGCGAAGUUGGUGUACGUGUCUAUGACCUUGUAGCAAGGUGUUCUCUAGGCCUUAUUCAAUGGGAAAAAAGUUUGAAUAGAUCCAUAGAAGAUUUUCGUUGUAACUUACUCUGGUCUGCCCCCAAAACCUUGAUGAUUGGGUGGGUAGACACCAUAAGGAUAUGUCUGAUUCGAAAACGAAGCUCUAUCGAGUUACAGACGAGAGAUGACACAGAAUAUUUAGUAGAUCCUGUUUACACAUUUCAAAGUAAAGAGUACUUUAUUAGUGGCCUUGGCCCUUUGGAUGAUCAACUUGUACUUCUUAGUGUUCCAAAGGAACCUGAUCCAGAAACAGGAAAAUCACAAAGACCCAUUCUAAUUGUAGCAGAUUAUAAAGACUGUGAAUUUAAUGAGUUUUCCGCUGAUACUUUAAACAUUCGAGGUUAUGAAGAAAACUCAUGCAAUGAUUAUUUUUUAGAUAUGUUAAUUGAAGAAAAUCGGUUUUUCAUUGUAUCACCUAAAGAAAUAAUAGUCGCCAGUCCAUAUGAUAUUGAUGAUAAAGUAAAUUGGCUCACAAAGAAAGGAGAGUUUGAAAGAGCUAUUGCUGUGUUGGAUGAAGUUGGUGGCAAAACUAGUCAGCAUUCUGUAGUUACUGUUGGCGUUGAUUACUUAGACCAUUUAUUAUCUAAUCAACAAUACGAUGCAGCAGCAAAAAUAUGCGCAAAAGUGUCUAAAAAUGAUAAAAUCUUAUGGGAGAAUCAAAUCCUUAAAUUUGAUGCAGUUAAGCAGUUGCGAGCUGUUAGCACUUACAUUCCUCGCAUUUCUGAACAAGUCUUAAGUCCACACAUUUAUGAAUUAAUUCUUAAUGAAUAUUUAAAGGAAGAUCCACAAGGAUUCCUUAAAUUAGUGAAGGAAUGGAAUCCAUCUCUGUACAGAACUGGUGUAAUUAUUAACUGGGUUCUUGAACAUUUAUUAACUACCAAAGUAGAUAAUAAUGUAUAUUUAGAAGCAUUGGCUUUGCUUUAUUGCUAUCAAAAGAAAUAUGAUAAGGCUCUCACCACCUAUUUGAGUUUACAACAUAUGGAUGUUUUUAAACUGAUCAAAGAGCAUGAUAUGCAUACAGUAAUAUAUGACAAAAUUCUUAAUUUAAUGCAACUAGACUGUGACAGAGCCAUAUCCAUUCUACUGGAGAAGUUUCCUGUUGAACAUAUUGACAAACAACAUGGAAAAACAAAGAUACCAGUUGAGGUGGUGGAGAAACAGCUGGAGAACAAUGAUCUAUACCUGUUCAAGUAUUUAGAUGCUUAUAGCAAAAUUGAACCAAAUGGCCGAUACCAUGGAAAGCUAAUUAAGUUAUAUGCAAAGUAUGCGCGGCCCAAGUUGUUGCCAUUCCUAAGAUGUAGCGAUAACUAUCCUAUUCAAGAAGCUCUAGAUGUAUGUCAAAGUAAUGAAUUUUAUCCAGAAAUGGUUUUUCUUUUAAGUCGCAUUGGUAAUACGAGAGAAGCGUUGCAGAUUAUAAUAGAGAAGUUAAAUGAUAUAAACCAAGCAAUCAACUUUUGCCAGGAACACAAUGAUAAGGAGCUGUGGACAGACCUCAUACAGCAGACUGUGGACAAACCUGAGUGUGUCACAUUGCUACUGAAGAGGAUAGGGAACUACGUAGAUCCGCGCAUGUUGAUUCAGCACAUACAACCUGCCUGUGAGAUCAAGGAUCUUAAAGAGUGUCUGGCAAAAAUGAUGUGUGACUACCAUCUCCAAAUGUCAGUACAAGAAGCAUGUAAAGUUAUUACCCUCAGAAACUAUUUCGAUUUACAUGAAAAAUUGAUAGCUGGUCAACAGAGAGGAAUAUCGGUGACAGAUGACUUCUUGUGCCAUGUCUGUCAAGGCAGAAUCAUAGUCCGGGACUUGUCCAAUGCCUCAAACCUCAUAGUUUACAACUGUCGGCAUUCAUUCCACAUAGAUUGUCUACCCAAUGGUAUAUUGUGUAAUAAUUGUUAUGUAUGCAGUGCAGUUAAGAUGUGACAUGUUUUCUGCUCAAUGUUUAUUAAAAUAGGACUAUAUAUUAAAUUAACCAAUAUUUUCCCAAGUAAACCUAAAUACUGAUUAAUAUAAAAUGUAAUUUUAUGUUACGCUGAUAAUUAGUUUAUUUAUAUGACACUAUCAGUAAUUGUGGUGUUUGGUAAUGAGGUGGCUUGUGUUAUUUUCCUGGUAUUAGUCCAAACCUCAUAAUAUUAAAUCAUUAACAAGU
Papilio polytes (common Mormon) is the source of this 2914-nucleotide messenger RNA. It is a transcript of the gene lt, whose product is annotated as vacuolar protein sorting-associated protein 41 homolog. Gene Ontology annotation, biological process: endosomal vesicle fusion; vesicle-mediated transport; cellular response to starvation. The record is from RefSeq and is a predicted model, not a curated record. Lineage: Eukaryota; Metazoa; Arthropoda; Insecta; Lepidoptera; Papilionidae. Gene Ontology annotation, cellular component: late endosome; HOPS complex. Gene Ontology annotation, molecular function: protein binding. Bases 124 to 2688 code for a protein of 854 amino acids. The transcript has 2 exons.